AUGUCAGAUUUCGCGCCGCCUUCCGGGCCACCUCCACCGAAGGUCCCGGAAGGCUGGAAGGCUGUCUGGAAUGAUCAAUACAAAGAAUGGUUCUAUGUCAACCUCCAUACCAAAGAAUCGACGUGGGAGAAGCCUACUGCGCCGACCCCUGGCACAGAUGCAGAUGCCCCGCCUGGAGGGCCUCCUCCGUCCUACUCUGGUCACAACGCCCCUCAAGUUUCCGAUGCCAAGCGCCCAUUAGAAUCAAACAACCCAUACAACAGAGGCUCUCAGGAGACGGACGAGGAGAUGGCUCGACGGCUUCAAAAUGAAGAGAACACGCGCGGCGCGGCCGAGUCGUACUACAACUCAGGCAGUAGCAGUGGUCCUAAUCCUCCUGGCAUUCAAGGUGGUUACCCCGGCGCUCCCUCAUCUCCCUCGAACCCGCUCCCUCCACGACCAGACAGUUCUGGCAAAUCGAAAGGCUUUUUGGGCAAGUUGCUUGGAAAGUCGAGCGGCAGCUCCUCGCCAUAUGUGCAACAAGCACGCCCCGGUGCUGGCUACCCUCCCCAACCUGCAGGCUAUAACCAAGGCUACCCAGCCGGCCCUCCGGGUCCAGGCUUUGGAGGUCCAGGUUAUGGUCCUCCUGGGCCUGGAUAUGGCGGCUAUGGGCCACCGCAGGGUUAUGGCGGAUACCCACCCGGUCCAGGAUACGGCGGCUAUGGAGGAUAUGCACAAGCACCACCCAAACGAUCUGGUGGUCUCGGCGCAGGUGGCGCGGCAGCACUAGGUCUAGGUGGUGGUCUCCUUGGCGGUGCACUGCUAGCUGAUGCCUUCAACGAUUCGGAGCAGGGUGCCUAUCAGCAGGGUUACGACGAUGGAGCGGAUGGCGGUGGUGGUGAUUUUGAUGGUGGCGGAGACUUUUAA
This is a messenger RNA of Cladophialophora psammophila CBS 110553, 906 nucleotides long. RefSeq lists its product as uncharacterized. The transcript is spliced from 2 exons. NCBI's taxonomy places the organism in Eukaryota, Fungi, Ascomycota, Eurotiomycetes, Chaetothyriales, Herpotrichiellaceae. The record is from RefSeq and is a predicted model, not a curated record. Gene Ontology annotation, molecular function: protein binding. The coding region runs from base 1 to 906 and encodes 301 amino acids.